Mandrillus leucophaeus (drill) is the source of this 955-nucleotide messenger RNA. It is a transcript of the gene LYNX1, whose product is annotated as Ly6/neurotoxin 1. The transcript has 4 exons. The coding region runs from base 388 to 738 and encodes 116 amino acids. The record is from RefSeq and is a predicted model, not a curated record. Gene Ontology annotation, molecular function: acetylcholine receptor inhibitor activity. Lineage: Eukaryota; Metazoa; Chordata; Mammalia; Primates; Cercopithecidae.
GGGGCCGGGGCGCGGCCGGGGCGGGGCCUGCGGUGAACUGGCGCUGGGCGGGCCGUUCCGGGGGCGGGACUGGGCUGGGCCUGCGGUGAGCAUCCAGCGAUGCGGCACGGGUGCUGCGGGACGCACAGACACGCGUACAGUUAGACCGAGGCAGGCACCUACCGGCGAGCGGCCGCGGGUGACUCCCAGGCGCGGCGGUACCUCAAGGUGGUGAAGGUCACAGGGCUGCAGCACUGCCAGUAGACCAGGAGCUCCAGGAGGCAGGGCCGGCCCCACGUCCUCUGGGCACCACCCUGAGUUGGAUCCUCUGUGCGCCACCCCUGAGUUGGAUCCAGGGCUAGCUGCUGUUCUCCUCCCCACUCUCACGCUGCCCUCCUGCCUGCAGCCAUGACGCCCCUGCUCGCCCUGUUCCUGGUGGUCCUCAUGGGCUUACCUCUGGUCCAGGCCUUGGACUGCCAUGUGUGUGCCUACAACGGAGACAACUGCUUCAACCCCAUGCGCUGCCCGGCUAUGGUUGCCUACUGCAUGACUACGCGCACCUACUACACCCCCACCAGGAUGAAGGUCAGUAAGUCCUGCGUGCCCAGCUGCUUCGAGACUGUGUACGAUGGCUACUCCAAGCACGCGUCCACCACCUCCUGUUGCCAGUAUGACCUCUGCAACGGCGCCGGCCUUGCCAUCCCGGCCACCCUUGCCCUGGCCCCCGUCCUCCUGGCCACCCUCUGGGGUCUGCUCUAAAGCCCCUGAGGCAGACCCACUCAAGAACAAAGCUCUCGAGACACACUGCUGCACCCUGGCACCCAGUUCACCCUGCCUCACUCUCCACCCUCCCUGCGACCUCCUCAGCCGUGCCCAGGGCUGGGACUGUGGGCAAGAAGACACCUGAUCCCCCCCAACCACCAUGCAACCUCACUUCGAGGCCUUGACCUUCUGAUGCUCUGUGGGAUCCAAAAGG